AACCUUGGACGGGCACUAAACAAAGUGAAAGGAGCCUAACUCGGACCUUGAAAAUAUCCACAAGAAAUAUUCAGCGUGAAAACAGGCCCUGGAACUCGGAUCAUAUUAUGUCUUAUAGCUGAAUUGUAUAAAAGGUGACUUCUUAUGACUGAGACAACUGGAAGGAAGAUGGUAACGAUGGUGCUCUUUUCACUUUAAGAACAACACAUAAAAGCUUCUUUGUUAUUUCUAUGUUAUCCAAUGGAGUCUGAAGAAACUAAUUGCUCUAUUACCACAAUAAGUGUACCAUUUCAGAUUUUCAGUAUAAUUACUUAUAUUCCACUUUUUAUUUUUGGCGUUAUAUGCAAUGUCCUGGCACUUUGGAUUUUUUGUUGCAAAAUGCAAAAAUGGACAGAAACUACUCUUUUCAUGGUGAAUCUGAUGCUUGCCGAUAUCUUGGUCACUUUGACCUUUCCAUUCAGACUUUAUGCUAUCUUACAUAAAUGGGACCUUGGAAGUGAACUGUGUAAAAUCUUAAUGUCCUCGUACUUUGUGAAUACGUACAUUAGCAUUUUCACUAUCAUGGCUAUUGCUUUUGACAGAUACUUGGCAGUCAGACACCCAAUGAAAUACAAAAGUUGGAUGUCAUUAAGGAAAGCUUCUAUCAUGUGUUGUACCUUCUGGAUCAUUUUUAUCACAGUUAGUAUCCUGAGGAAUUUGGAAAGCAGAGGCUACAAGUUUACCAUAUGUUUUCAGAAAGACAGCAAUCAACCCUUUAACUUGUCCUUAGUCUUCGUCGUUGUUGGAUUUGUCCUUCCUUUGCUAGUUAUAAGCUUUUGCUCCUGGAAGGUCAUCAUGACUUUAAGGAUCAGAACAAGAAUGCAUCCUUACAAGCAGUGUUCCGUCAAGAGAGCUGUGAAGAUAGUUAUAGCCAACUUACUGAGUUUUGUUAUUUGCUUCUUGCCUAUUCACGUUGGAUACACAAUCCGUUUUGUAGCUGAAAACCUCAAGGCCUCUUGUUACAUACUCGAAAAAGUCAAUGAUUUUAUUCAUGUGGCAAACUUCAUGGCAAACUCAAAUUGUGUUCUGGAUUCAGCGUGCUACUACUUCGCGGCCAGUGAAUUUUGGAAUGCUUUUUCCAAACAUGAGUUCACUUUAUCUAAAUGCAAGUCUUCAUGUGUGUCAUAAACCUGUGAACAACCCAUGUAUGUUACAGAAUAGCUUGCAGAAAAUGGGUAGAUAGACAGGCGAGGAGGCUAUAUGAGCAAGGUCUUAGCAGUACAGAGCCAUGAUAUUGCACUCAUAGACUUCUAAGUCUACCACUGUAUGUCUCUGAUACGUGCUGAAGUAUGCCUACUUUUUUAUUUUUCUCAUAUCUCACAGUUUUACUACUUUUUAGCUCCAUGUGAUCUGUGACUACAGCAUGAUAAUGUGCCUAUCGGGAGUCUGAGACACGCCUCCUGCCUCUUCAUUGGCUCCACUAUCUCCCUCCCCUUCCUCAGAUUGGCUUCUUUGUAUAAACACAGCCUACUACAGGCUCACAGGAAGUUAGGUGGAGAGCUGAUUUCUAUUACAGCAAGGCAAGGGCAGAAUGAUUAGACAGCACAGAUUUCUAAGCCUCCAACAGAUAAGUACCAAACAUAUACUGAGGAGUAUGAGCCUCACUAUGUAGGAAAUGGAAGGGUCGCUUUAAUCCUGCCAUGCAGACACUGGGUAAGGCAGAAGAAUACUAAGAUAAGAUUUCAACAAUAAGGUCUAGAAGGCUAAACAGAAUGGAGUUUCCGCGGCUAAUGCCAUGUUUUGUUAUGAUUCUUCCCUGGAAGGCACGCUUCUAGGUGAGAAGUUGCAUAGUACAACAUCUGAUGAAGCAUGGCGUGUUUAUUUCAUAUGCAUGUGGAAUUCAUAGAGAAAAAGACUCCAUAUAUCUAUGUAUGAGGCAUAUAGAGGUAUAGUAGGGUCCUAUAGAAGUCUAUAGGUGCUGUAUUACAGCUUUGUACAGUUCAGAUAUGGCUAUAUGUGUGACUCCCUGCUCAUUUGCAAACUAGACAAAAUAAAAGUGGGGGCUUUAAAAGGUCGAAAUACUGGUAUAUGCCAGUCUGUGAUACAGGAAACCACAUCAGAUUGAUCUAAAUAAUGUUUCUGCUUGUCAGUGGAAAUAUAUUGCAGAUAUGUUUUAUAACAAUGAUAAUCUUACAAUUCUUACUACUGGGGAAGCCACAAACAAUUGAAAUGUAAGAUUAUGAAAAAAAUGUGAACCAUGAGAGAAAAUGAGAGAUAUAUAUCUGUCCCUAACAGCUUACAACGGAAUUGAAAGAGUGAACAAAUCUCUAUAGUGCCAGUGUUGGACCAGGGUUUCUUGAGCCUACCUGACAAUAUGAUAGUCCAAAGUACAUCUAUGAAGAACUCUUUUGGUUGCAUUGUAAAUGCUGAUGUUCUCAUUGCACAUUGUGGAAACAUCAAUAAGAUAACAACUAUCUGAAGUAACACAGGAGAAAAAGUCCCUACUAACAAGUGGUUGCCUCCAAUGCCAGCUCUAAAUGGGAUCCUAUGGCACUCCAGCUCUAAUCUCAUAUGAAGGCAAAAGGUGAUGUUUUCUGUUAGAUUACAUAUGAUGGCUUAUAGCUACUGUAAAAAGGGCAAUAAAUGGGUAAGCUGUAACCUUUGAAAUGUACAAAGGACUUAAUAAAAUCUGUAAAAUUUGCAAAAAUACAAAAUGAACGGCAGGUGGCCAAAGAGAACAAAUAAAAUCCCUGAGUCUUUAUGAGCAUGGUCAAAGCAUGUAGAUUCCCCAAAUAAUGGUAAAGGCGGGUUAGUCACUGAAGAUAAGGAAUAUGCAGAUAUACUGUACUAAAUGUGUUUUUAGUUCUGUAUAUACAAAAGGGCUGUUAGUACACCCAGUGAUAUACUCAAUUGGCUAACUGUAGAUAUGGUACAAGCUAGGUUAAAGGGGUUCUCAUCAUGGACAAUGGGGGCAUACCGCUAGUAUAUGCCCCCAUUGUCUUAUAGGUGGGGGUCCCAACGCUGGGACCUUUUGGGGCAAAACUCUUCUUCUAUAAUUGUUGGGGACCCAAUUGCAGUGUCCUUAUGAGUGCUCAGAGAGCUGGCACAGACACACUGCUGAUUCUCUCCUUUAUCACACACGUGCAUACAUCUUUAUAAUACUACAGAUAAUCAUAGACAAAUCUGGCACACCGCCAAGAGGGUGGAAAUCAAAACUAAUGGUUUGAUUCAUUAUUCAUAAAAGGGAAUAGUUCAGUUCCAUGGUUAGCUAUGUUAAUACAUUUCACUCCAGAUAUGUUAAUUCAGACUUUUAAAAAGAGUAAAUGGGUGACAUAGAAAGUGAGUGACAUAUCAAGACAGAAGUGUUAGUGUACAGCCACACAGGUCUCUUGAUUUAGUUUUGGAAGCCAAAACCAGGAGUCAAUUAAAAAUAUAGGAAAAGUCAUAUCUACCCUUUAGUCAUAUCAGGAAACCUGACAAUGUUGCUGUACCCUUAGACUUAGGGUAUUUUCACACUUGCGGCAGAGGAAUCCGGCAGGCAGUUCCGUCGCAGGAACUGCCUGCCGGAUCCGGCAAAACUUAUGCCAACUGAUUGCAUUUUAAGACUGAUCAGGA
This is a messenger RNA of Bufo gargarizans (Asiatic toad), 3594 nucleotides long. RefSeq names its product G-protein coupled receptor 35-like. Gene Ontology annotation, cellular component: membrane. The record is from RefSeq and is a predicted model, not a curated record. The coding region runs from base 241 to 1167 and encodes 308 amino acids. The transcript is spliced from 2 exons. Gene Ontology annotation, molecular function: G protein-coupled receptor activity. NCBI's taxonomy places the organism in Eukaryota, Metazoa, Chordata, Amphibia, Anura, Bufonidae. Gene Ontology annotation, biological process: phospholipase C-activating G protein-coupled receptor signaling pathway; positive regulation of Rho protein signal transduction.